Molecule: messenger RNA, 735 nt
Organism: Punctularia strigosozonata HHB-11173 SS5
Lineage: Eukaryota; Fungi; Basidiomycota; Agaricomycetes; Corticiales; Punctulariaceae
Exons: 3
Coding region: 1-735 (244 amino acids)
Source: RefSeq, a predicted model, not a curated record
AUGGCGAUCAUCCCGACGCUCGCCUGCCUCGUCCUCGCGACCCUCUCCCGGGCCGCCAGCCUCGACUUCGACCUGCCCCAGCUCGUCAACCUCCGCGUCGAAGGCGCGCACAACCGCACGAUCUUCGAGGGCCCGAUCCUCACCCGCGGGCACGACGUCGCGACUCCCUCUGGCGGGACGCACCACUGCGACGGCACGAACCUCGGCGCGAACCCGAAACCGGGCGCGACGUGCACCGCCGCGCUCUCCGACGCCGCGCACCUCGCCGGCUUCACGUUCGACGGGACGUUCCAAGACGACUUCGACGACUUCUUCAUCACCCGCGUCGCGUCGAGCGCACAGACCGCGACGCAGUUCUGGGGGCUGCUGCUCGACUUCCAAUUCACGCCCGUCGGCGGGUGUCAGCAGGAGGUGACGAGCGGCGCGGACGUCCUCUGGGCCUUCGACGCGUUCAGCGCCGCGCACUUCCUCAAACUCGCCGGUUCCUCGAGCGUGGCGCACGUCGACGAGACCCUGACGUUCACCGUCACGGACGGGACGAGCGGCACACCGGUGGCCGGCGCCGAGAUGAAGGUGCGGCAGGCUCUAUACUCGGAUGGGUCGUUCGUGCUCGGAACGUCGGAUGCAGCUGGGCACGUCUCGAUCAGGCCAACCGCGCCGGGCACGCUGUCGCUGAAGGCAGCACAGCAGGGAUCAAUACAGAGCAAUCGCGUCGAUAUCCUUGUCCUUCCCUGA